Messenger RNA from Culicoides brevitarsis, 2637 nucleotides. RefSeq names its product ras association domain-containing protein 8 (gene RASSF8). Lineage: Eukaryota; Metazoa; Arthropoda; Insecta; Diptera; Ceratopogonidae. Gene Ontology annotation, biological process: signal transduction. The record is from RefSeq and is a predicted model, not a curated record. The transcript has 3 exons. The coding region runs from base 145 to 1866 and encodes 573 amino acids.
GUUAUUUUUUGAAGAAAAUGUAGCUUUUUAUUUAAAAUGUGUGCUUUAGUUAACGAGUAAAUCUGUGCAAUCCGACAAAUAACUGUAAAAAUAGCGUCCCUUUAAAUAAUUAAUUUAAGAAUACAUACAUACAGAUGAAUUGAGAUGGAAUUGAAAGUAUGGGUAGAAGGCAUCCAAAGGAUUGUGUGUGGAGUUACGGAUGCGACAACCUGCCAAGACAUCGUUUUUGCGUUAGCACAUGCGACUGGCAAGACCGGACGAUUCACCUUGAUCGAACGUUGGAGAAAUAAUGAGCGAGCACUCGCACCCCAAGAGAACCCUUUGAAGAUUCUCAUGAAAUGGGGCCAAUAUUCGAGCGAUGUGCAGUUUGUUUUGCAACGAUCGGAGCAAAAACAGCAGUUACAGCAACACCCGCAAUCAAAACAACAGCUUCAGCGGCAGCAGGAAAAGGCGAUGCAAGAGGGAAAUCAUGUCAGACAAAGAUCCCUUCCAUCGACGAAUCCUUCAACAAUGACAAAUUCCAAUACAAAUGCCCGAAGUAAUCCUGCAUCUCCCGUAACGUCGCCAACGCUGGGUUUGUACAAUAAACGCGAUAACAUGAGCAUGCCGGCGUUUGUGCGCGAAGCCGAGACCAGAAAGAGCUUGACCACACAAGAUAGGCCCGUCGUUCGGAAUCUAAUGUCGCCGCAAAUGCAACACCGUCCAUUUAAUCCGCUCAUUUCGCCGCAUAAGUAUGCGCAUUCCAGUCCCGGUAGCAAUCACGAAUCCAGUCCCAUAAACCACAACGAGUGGCAUAAUACAUCGAAUGGCGAAGUGACAGCUGCCGACGUCCGGAACUCGUUAGAUCGAAAAGUGAAUAUGAAGCCAAUGCGUGGCGGCAUGAGUAGCAACGAAAACCUCCUUGCUGAAAACAACAACAUGAAUGGACAACAAAGUCCUUCGGUGUCGUCAAAUGGCUCAUUGGUCCCGCCGCCGUACCGAGAUCCGCCAGCGCCGCGUUCAAGUCCCCUGAUUAACAACAAAAGCAACCCCAUUUUGGAUCAGAACAUCGUCAACGGUCGACGAAUAGACUUCAACGAAAUGCCAAACGGUGUCAACGAUCAGCAGUACGGUCAAAAUGGGUCGCAGUAUCGCGACCUCGUGCAACUCAUUCAGUUUCAACGUGAUAAAAUUACUGUGCAACAAUCCGAUUUGACGAAAUACGAUGCGGAAAUUGUCUUUUUAGAGAACAAGUCGCGCGAACAACAGUUGCAAUUGGAAGCCAUCGUACAAGAAAUUAACAAAACCGAUAUUAUUUAUCGUCAAGGGAACGAUCAGCUACAAACGCUGGCAUAUGUCGAGGAGGAAAAUGAAUUAGUGAAGCAGCAGGAGAAGACUCUCAAGUCUGAAAUUACGUUACUUCGGAGCAAGCUGGCGAAUUGUGAGACAGAAUUGCUGCAGUGCAAGAACAAAAUUCGUCUCCUCAUGGAUGAGAUUCACUUGGAGCAGCGCUGCAUCAAUCAGGAAUUCAAUAAUAGACAACAAAUGGAACGCCAUCUUAUGCACGAGGUUGAACGAAUACAAUCUGACAUCGAAAUCGCGGCACAAACUUCCGAAAUGUCCAAUAAGGCAGCCGAAAACUUGAAGAAAGAUGUUGCGGGAAUCGAAAUGGCAAUAGCGGAGAAGAAAAAACAAGUUGAACAACUCGUGCAUCAAAUGAAGGAAGUAAAUUUGCAAAGCCUUGCUCAAGCUGCACCAGCGGAAGAAGUUAAAAAUUUGAUAGAAUCUUCCAUGAAACCCGGCAGCAGUCGUCGUAUUAUAGGAUCGCCUCGACAGUUGGAAAACGCGGUGCCGACUAGUAAGAAUCCUCACGGGGUUUGGGUGUAAAGAAAGUUUGAUAUUUUAGUAAUUUUUUUUUUUAAUCUUAAGACUAUAUUUUGAGUAUUAUUGUUGAAAAAAGACAUUUAUGCCAUCCAUUUUAAGCAUUCCGUAAGAAAAAAAACGAUCUCAAAAAUAUUCUUUCUAAUAUUUACACACGAAACAAAAAAAAAUUAGCCAGCAAUUAGGAAUAUACUAAGUUUGUUUAAAUUUAUGGACCAACACUUGCCUAUGCACUUACUUUAUAAAUAAAUUUUCUUGUUAGAACAUAUGAAUAGUUAGAGCAUGAUUAAUCAAAAGACAAAAAAAACGAACUAAAAUCCAAAAUUUGUAACCGAAAACAAUAAUAUGAACGAAAUGUUUGUACUUAAAAAGAUUGAAAAGUUUUUUAAAAAUCUAUUGUUGAAUUUUUAAAUAAAUAAUACUACUACUAAAUAUUAUGUAUCUAAACAAAGGAUCUAAAUGUAAAAUGUACUUAGAAUAGAAAAUUUUUAUCAGAUAAUGUCGUUACAUGCUUUCAAACAACCACCAACACUCACCAACUUAUAAAUUUUCUCCUCACAUAUCAAUCACAACACUAUCCAUCACUGGCCUAACACUCUGCAAAACAAUCGAUAGAAUCGAAUCAAGUACAAAUUCUCCAAGUUUUAUUAUUAUUUAUAAUUUGCAAAACUACUCUAUACUGUAAAAUCUCUAUUUACGGAGACAAGAUCUGAGCUUAUUUAGAUAAUAAUAAUUCUUUAAUGAUAUUUUAAUAUAAUAAACAUUUUACACUUUAAA